GCAGCUCGGCAGAGGGGACGGGACGGGACCCGGCGCCCCGCGGGCCAUGCGCCUCCUGGCUACGGCGCUGGCCGCACUGCUGGCCACGGCCCCGGCCCCAGAUGUUUGUGAGGCUUUAAAUGUGACAGUCUCUCCUGGACCAAUGGUGCAAUACUCUGAGGGGGAUAAUGCUACCCUUUACUGCCACAUUUCUGAAAAGAGGAAGACAGACAAUUUGCUGGCUGUGCGGUGGGUCUUUGCUGCAUCACCUGCCCACGAGCACCUGAUGAUCAAAAUGACAAAGUUUGGUUCUGUCCAGUACUAUGGAAAUUAUACUCAUCAUUUUCACAAGCAAAGACUUCAUCUUCUUAAAGAGAAACAUGGAACUAUGUACAAAUUUCUUAUUUUAAGCCUCCAGCAAACAGAUCAAGGACAUUAUAUAUGCAAAGUACAGGAAAUUGGCAAACACAGAAAUAAGUGGACAGCAUGGUCAAAUGGUACAGCAGCUACUGAAAUAAGAGUGAUUUCAUCAAAAUCUUCUGAUCAUCCCACUUUCAAGAAAAAUCAUGAAGCUUGGAAGUUUUUUGAAGAUCUGUAUGUGUACGCAGUGUUUGUGUGCUCCAUAGGAAUCAUGAGUGUCCUCCUGUUCACCCUUGUCAUUCUCUGCCAGUCCCUUCUCAACAAGAGGAGAUCCACAGUGAAGCAUUACCUGGUGAAAUGCCCCCAGAACAGCUCUGGUGAGACAGUUACCAGUGUGACGAGCAUGUCCCCUCUACAGCCUAAGAAGAUAAAGAAGAAGAAGGAGAAAGAAAAACUGGAGCAGCCACCAGCCAUCCCAGCAAAAGCUCCAAUUGUCAGUAAUUUCCCAAAGCCCAAGCUCUUGAAACCUCAAAGAAAAUUGAUCCUGCCAAAAAUCGCAGAAGAGAAUUUAACAUAUGCUGAACUUGAACUGAUGAAGCCAAUUCAGGAAGCCAAAGGCAUUUCCAGUAUGACAGUCUACGCACAGAUACUCUUUGAGGAGAACAAGCUGUAAUAGUCCAUGCCUGUAUAAAUGUCCUUUGUCUGUGUUCUAUUUAAUUCUUACUGUGCUGUUUAUUUAUAAAAAUCAUACAAAUGUCCUUAUUUUUUUAUUUCCAUUCAUGCCCUUCUGUUUUUCUGUGAGACGUCUAAACAUGAUGUAGUUGAAGGUAAUCAUAGAAAAAGCAGCUGGCCAACAAGUGACAUUCCAGAGAUACCUUUGUGGUGUUCCAUGCCUCUGUUGGAAAUGGACUAAAGGUCCACCUGGGGCAUUUUUAACACUAAACAUUAUUCCUUCUUUAAUGCUGAUGUGAUGGGUCCAGCUGCCAACAUCAGUAUCUCAGGAGGACAAACAGCAGGAUCCACACCCAUCAAUCUGCUACUGAAGGGAAAGACCACUGACCAGGAAAAUGGCCACUUUAAUGCAUUUCACCCCAUCAGAAAAAUAAUAACCCAGUAAAGCUGGGACUUUUUGCUACAGCCAAGGAAAAGCUAAAAUUACUUUUUCUACUUCUUUUCCCCUUCUCCAGAAAUAGUUGAAAAGGUUUGUGCUGUGUAUUUUAAAAUUCCCUUCCUAAAUGACAUUGUCUUUAAAACUUACGUUACUUUUAGUAUAGCUUGAAAUAAAAUAUUUCAAAAUAAUCUGAAGGGAACAUUUAUAGUUAAACCCCCAUGAUUUAAGGAAGAAUAUUCAUAGCUUGAGAACAUCUCCCAUGAUUUGAUUUUUUAGAAUUCUGAUUGGGAGUAGGAAAAACUUGAUAGUGAGUAAAAAACUGAGAGAACCAGGACACUGCUUUUGGUCUUAAUUUAGUGUGGUAUUUCCAAACCAAAGUUCCCUCCUGUAGCCUGCACUAAUGAGAUGCUGAUCUAGAGGAAAAAAUUACACAGCUUCUCCUUCAGUAUGGAACAGAUUCUGUAAAGCCCUGCUGACUUAGGAGUUAUUUCUUUGGAAAGACCAGGGCUCAGGAGAUAGGGAAAUGAGCCUAAUGUCAGGAGACAAAAUAAAAUUCCUCUUUCCUUACCUCUUGAUAACUGAGAA
Messenger RNA from Melospiza melodia melodia, 2035 nucleotides. It is a transcript of the gene VSTM4, whose product is annotated as V-set and transmembrane domain containing 4. NCBI's taxonomy places the organism in Eukaryota, Metazoa, Chordata, Aves, Passeriformes, Passerellidae. Gene Ontology annotation, cellular component: membrane. The transcript is spliced from 8 exons. The record is from RefSeq and is a predicted model, not a curated record. Bases 47 to 1012 code for a protein of 321 amino acids.